Miscanthus lutarioriparius is the source of this 2466-nucleotide messenger RNA. NCBI's taxonomy places the organism in Eukaryota, Viridiplantae, Streptophyta, Magnoliopsida, Poales, Poaceae. The record is from the annotation of a GenBank genome assembly.
AUGAUCAGUCUCAAGAAGUUCGUGGUUAACUGGGCGGAUCGGGCCGAAUCUGCUCUGAAGAAGGGUUGCAGGUUAUACCCGCCGGGGGAGAUCUUCGAUUAUCUAGGCAUAGAUUUAGAUUUCACUGCACUUAUUCCUUUCCGCCCCGAUCUUUGUAUGCAAGAUCUUCUCGAGAGGGGAUGGGGAUGGGACAGGCUUACGCUAUGUUCGGAAGCAACGAAUAGCCUCACAGAUAAGAAAUAUCUCAAGGAAUAUUACCGCCACAACCGUGCCCUUUCUCAUUUUAGCACGCAUGAGCAAGAAGAUUAUGCUGAUGGUAAUGGCAUCCGAGAUGGGGGUAUCCUGGUUCCUCUAGUCAGUCUGUGUAUCAAGAUGGAGAAUCAAUUCAUCUCUGAGUGUGAGAGGCAGGGCAAAGCAGAUCAAACUGCUGAUCAUAUCAUGCUGAGUGAAGAGAUCCAGGGACGUGCACUUAGUCUCAAGGACAUGGAUGAUGUUCGUGAACUGACUUUCUCACCUCUUGCAACAUUAUGGUUCAAGUUUAUCACUAAGAAGGCCGAGUUAAUGUGUGAGUGGAUGAGGCAUGGGGCUUAUAAUCCUGAUUCUAAGGUCACUAAGGUUCGCCGGUAUGCUCUAGACCUUAUGAUGUAUAGAGGCUCUGAUUCUGACCGCGCAGCUGCCGUUUUGGUGGGUAUCUCAAAGGACACUAAGAUGAUCUGCGAGUGCUUGAGGCAAGGCACACAAGUAGAAACCUUACGGUGGUGGUCCAAGGCAAUCAUGGAGAAUGGUUGGGAUAUCUUGUGGCUGCUACAUGAUGAAUGUAUUUCUUCUGGCAAUGGGAAUGGCACUGCUACUACCAAAGCAGGAAACGCUACACAGAUGAACUAUAAGAAGCCAGAUGGCGACAAAAAUUCCAAGGAUAUAGGAAACUUGGUUAUUGAGAAAUAUUCUGAGAUUCACUCCGAUAGCCUGAUUGAUAUGAGGGAACUUGCUGUAGAGUGGGCGAAUAGUGUUCAAGCUUAUCUGAAGAUGGAUUCGGUGUUGCUACCCCGGUAUUCUCUUGACAUAUGGUUUUCACAUAUUCCUUUCCACCCUGAUCUUUGUAUGUGCGCUCAAGAUCUUCUCGAGAAAGGAUGGGGAAGGAAUAGGCUUGUGCCGUAUAUUGGAUGCCAUGACUGGUCCAGCUACAAGAAUUAUAUCAAGCAAUAUUACUGCCGCAACCAUACUAAACUUGUUGCCCAGGCAUGCCCGAAUGAGAAAGUUGCCAGUGCUGCUGGUAUUGGCUACAUAGAUGGGAAUGGGCUGACUGCUCCCUGCUUGAAUGGAAACAGAUAUGUUACUCAUUGGAGGAAAGAGCAAGAAGCUUGUACUACUGGUAAUGGUGCUGGAGUUGGGACUGGCUUGGCUCCUCUUGUGAGGAUGAGCAUUAGCUAUCUUGUGCCUAUGCUUGCAUUUGUCCUGAAAGAUUGUUCCGUUCAUAGUAUACUUGGUGUGCCAGAAAUGCCCCUGUGGCAGCUGCUUCUCCAUGCACGGCAGCGGUGCUUGCCUCGGACGCCUCAACUCUCCGGACUCCUCUUUCUUUGCCGCGAACUCUCCAUCCUCCCUUCCAAAGCCUUGGCUGCACCACCGCAGCGCCCGUCUCCAUAUGUUCAAGUCCGGCUGCCCCAAAGCUCACCUCAGUCCAGUUCUGACCUUCUUGGGUCCGGCUUCCACAUUGAUGUGGUUGACUCCGACCUCUGGACCCCGUCCUUUGGCUUCUCUUCAGAGGCCACAAGGGGCAAUGAGUACCUGGAUGACCUCCACCAGAAUGACGACAGUGAAGUGCAAGACUUUAAUGAUGAGAUCGAUGACAUGCGGCACCGCAAGAAGUUGUUCUACAAGCUGGACCGACAAUCCAAGGAAUACGAGGAGAACAGCCUGCCCUUGCGCCGAAGCAAGAAUAGGGACAAAAGCAAUGCCAAGAACCCAAAGGAAUGCAAGGUGGAGCCUGCCAAGUCUGUUUCUUCCAAUGCUCCAAAGCCAACAAAGCGUGCAAUUAGAGAUGAUGACAUGGUUGAGGUGAAGCGGGAACGGAUGCCAACAUUCAACCAGAUGACUGAUCCUUACCACCACCCUUUCUGCCUCGAUAUACAUGUUACAAAGGGGUCAGUGCGUGCUUGCUUUGUGCACCGAGUGACGAGCAGGGUGGUUGCGGUUGCACACUCUAUAUCAAAGGAUAUGAAGUUUGAUCUUGGUUCAAAGAAGGGUAAGGGUAUGAAGGCAUGUGCGGCAGUUGGUGCAUUGCUUGCAAAGCGUGCGUUAGAGGAUGAUAUUCACAAUGCACUGUAUACACCAAGGAAAGGGGAUAGGAUUGAAGGAAAAAUUAAGGUUGUGUUGCAUGCAAUUAUUGAGAAUGGAGUUGAUGUGAAGGUGAAACUGAAGCAAAGAAAGCCGAUAAAGAAUACAUUGGCGUGCAGCACUGCAGCAUGA